AUUUGAACGUAUUUGUUUUGUCGUUGACGUGUUUAUCUGUGGCACGAAGGUUAAAUGUAGAAAGUGUCCGCUUGCGUUUCUCAAACGCCGAGUAACAGCUGAUCCCGGCUUAACGUUAACUUAACCUCUUCAGCGACAAGAAGCUGAAGAUGUCUGAACAGUUUGAGGAGAAGAUCAAGAACUACAGGACGGCCCCGUUCGAUGCCCGCUUUCCCAACACCAACCAGACCCGCAACUGUUUCCAGAACUAUCUGGAUUUCCACAGAUGUAACAAAGCUCUGGCUACCAAAGACCAGGACACGUCUCCCUGCGUUUGGUACCAGAGGGUCUACAAAAGCCUCUGUCCCAUCAGCUGGGUCCGGAAAUGGGACGAGCAGCUGGAGGCGGGAACAUUUCCUGGAAAGAUCUGAACGGCCGCGUUCCUCUCCAUUCCUUUCCGGUUGUCUUCAUCCUUGUAUCUUAAUGUGAAGCAUCUGCUCUUUCUGUACAGAAGCGACUAAAUAAAUU
This is a messenger RNA of Scatophagus argus, 507 nucleotides long. RefSeq names its product cytochrome c oxidase subunit 6B1-like. Bases 150 to 410 code for a protein of 86 amino acids. The transcript is spliced from 4 exons. The record is from RefSeq and is a predicted model, not a curated record. Lineage: Eukaryota; Metazoa; Chordata; Actinopteri; Scatophagidae. Gene Ontology annotation, cellular component: respiratory chain complex IV; mitochondrion.